Molecule: messenger RNA, 1380 nt
Organism: Neoarthrinium moseri
Lineage: Eukaryota; Fungi; Ascomycota; Sordariomycetes; Amphisphaeriales; Apiosporaceae
Exons: 4
Coding region: 1-1380 (459 amino acids)
Biological process (GO): carbohydrate catabolic process; fungal-type cell wall biogenesis
Molecular function (GO): mannan endo-1,6-alpha-mannosidase activity
Source: RefSeq, a predicted model, not a curated record
AUGCAAUUGUUAUCUUGGAGGAUAUGGGUGAUAUGCAAUGUCGCCUUGAAGGCCACGGCCAUUGAUAUUGAUUGGACCUCUGAUUCUUCGAUCAAAGAAGGUGCAGCAACGCUCGCAUAUGGCUUGCUUCAAUACUACACCGGUAAUGAGACCGGCGAUGUCCCGGGAAACUUGCCAGAUCCAUAUUAUUGGUGGGAAGCCGGCGCAUUAUUUGGCACGAUGAUCGACUAUUGGGCAUUCACGGGCGAUGACACCUAUGUCGACAUAACAUUCCAGGCGCUGCAACACCAAGUUGGAGACGAUGGUGACUUCAUGCCGCAGAACCAGACACUCACCGAAGGCAACGAUGAUCAAGGGUUCUGGGCUAUGUCUGCGAUGACAGCGGCAGAGAUGGGAUUCAAGGACCCGGAUGCCAAUGGCAAGCAGUGGCUAGCGCUUGCCCAGGCGGUGUUCAACGAGUACGUGUGGCGAUGGGACACCAGCACAUGCAACGGCGGGCUGCGAUGGCAGGUCUUCACCUUCAACAACGGCUACGACUACAAGAACAGCGUUUCCAAUGGCUGCUUCUUUAACCUUGCAUCACGCCUCGCACGAUACACUGGCAAUACCACCUACGCCGACUGGGCCGACAACGUUUGGAACUGGAUGUCUGACGUAGGCUUCAUCGACAACGACUACAACAUCUACGAUGGAGCAUCGGACACCGAUGGUUGUACCGAAAUCGACAAGUCGCAAUGGACAUACAACGCAGGCAUGUUCCUUGAGGGCAGUGCCGCGAUGUAUAGCUACACCAACGGGUCAGAGAAGUGGGAGCAACGCACGAACGGCAUUUUGAAAACCGCAUCAACAGUCUUCUUCAACAACAGCGUCAUGUUUGAGCCGCCCUGCGAGCCUCAAAAUAACUGCAAAACCGACAGUUUCUCCUUUAAGGCUUAUUUUGUGCGAUGGUUGGCCAAGACUACGCAGCUUAUGUCGUCUACGUACGACACGAUCCACCCGUUACUGCUGGCUUCGGCAAGGGGCGCGGCGCUGCAGUGCAGCGGCACGGCAACAGGGACAGCGGGCAGGCAGAUAUCAGGGUCUGCGUGUGGUCAGCACUGGGUCUCAGGCGCGAACUACGACGGAACAAGCGGCGUUGGACAGCAGAUGUCGGGGUUGUCGGCCGUCUUUUACACUCUGGUAAAGGGCGCCCCGGUCCCCUUUACGUCUGUAACUGGUGGUACAUCGACGGGCGACUCUAGUGGAGGAUCAGCCAAGACGGAUAAGACAGUGGCGGGACCACCGCCUAUCACAACCGCCGACAAGGCAGGUGCUGGAAUUCUGACGACUUUGGUUUUGGGAGGCUUGGGCGGUGGCAUGUGGUUUAUGAUUUCAGAGUGA